AUGGCCACAGCACUCGAAGAUGAACCUGAUCGGUACAGCGGGGAUUCUGAUUCCGAUGACACUGUCAUUAGCCGUCGAAAGGACAUCGCCGUGUCAGACGAAGAUUUCGUUCAAGAUGUAGAAUCCGACCAGGCCGGUGUCAACAUCAGCUUCCUGAAAAGAGCCCGAAGUACCGAAAAAAGACGUUGUACAAACAUUCUGAAAAAAAGCCGUACAUUGUUGGAGCAAGGCGCUUGUGCUACCUCGAUUCAAUCCCACCGUGAACUAAUAAUGGAUCUUUUCGAAGCAUGCCUCAAAGCCCACCGAAGAUAUUUAGCUGCUCCCAAUUACGUUCCCCCGAAGAAUGAUGACGACAUUACUUACAUGGAGAAAAUAGAAGAAGAAUGCACAUCCGUCCUCCAAGACAUCGACCGAUUCAUCGCCGCAAGCCAUCAACGCCAUCAAGCCUUAGCUAAGGCAAGGCAAUCUGAAUCACCGCGUAGUAGCAUCAUCAAUGAAUCGAUGGCACAACAAGCAGCUGCCGCCAUCGAACUUCCAGUCGACCUAGAAAACCCCCCAGAAAGCAUCAACGUGGCAAGCAGUGUUACCAACACAACCGUGAAGUCUUCUGGAUCUCGUCUGGAUCUGCGGAAGCGGCUGCAGGAAGAAGAAGAAAAAGGUCGUAAGCUUGAAGAAGCGUUGCUCCUUGAGAAACAGAAGUCCAACGAACACGCUCAGCAGUUACACGAGUCUAAUGUGAAAUUGCGCAACCUAACUCUCGAAUUAGAAAAAGAUCGCCGUCUCCGUGACACCGCCAAUAUCACGCAACGUCGUCAGCUUGAACAAGAACAGAAAAGUCUACGCGAGCAACAUGAAGCCAUCAUAACCGAAAUGGGUGACCGGCUAAAGAGGUUAGAAGAGCGAAAUCAACCCGCGAAAGAAAAGGUCGAUUGGAAGUUGAGUUCAAUGCCGUGGCAAAAUGGACAAGAAUAUUGCACGUUGGGAACCCGUCCAAAGCAGCCGCAAGGAGCCUCUUUAUUCAGCAGCAACGUGUGGGGACCACCGGAUGGCCAUACAAACAAUAGCCCGAACGUCGCAACUGGCAAACCCAAUGAACCUUUAAGGCCUUACACGAGCCUGUCGCUAAGUCCUGUGGCAAACAACAUCGUUGGCGACCGCUCACAUACAUCGAUAUUCCGUAAGCCAAAAAUCGACUGUGAGCCCUUCGAUGGAGACCCUUUGAAAUGGCCUGACUUUGCAGCCAUGUUUCGUGAUAUGGUCGAAGGGGAUCCAAAUCUUACACCUACCCAGAAAAUGGCCAUUCUCCGCCAUUGUGUUACACGCGAAAUCCGAGACAGUCUGGGAGACUGUCUCAACAACCCUGCAUUAUAUGAAGAAGCUCUCAAGCAGCUUGAGCAAACUUAUGGACAUCCGCAUCUCGUAUCCAGAGCAUACAUCCGCACAAUAUUAAGCUUGCCCGUGAUACGACAUUCCCGUGACUAUCAGACGCUGUUGAAAUUCAGUACUACGUUGCAUGGAGCCGUAGCCUCGCUUCGAAAUCUCGGCUACGAAAGUGAACUACGUUCCAGUGGUUUACUGGAAACUCUUGUCGACAAACUACCCGACGAUCUGAAGAGCAAGUGGGGAAAGAAAAUAGUGAAAGCCUACCCGAAUUCACUUUCCCUGGACGACUUUGACAAAUGGCUCCAGAACAUCGUGAAGGCAGAAAUGGUAAUCAAACAUACUCUGUUUGCAGCACACACACCCGAGCGCAAACCAGCCAACACAUCGCAUCGUCCUAAACAACAGUCUCGCCCUGGAGUAUAUAGCACGUCACAGCCUGUUCCCACUAGCAGUGUACCCCAAGCCAUGAAAACAAUUGAGCACCCGGAAACUCAACACCGUGAAACCUCUACCGAUCUACAACGUUCAUGUCCUCUGUGCAGCAUGAACCAUCAUAUGGAGAAAUGCGAAGAGUUUGUCCAGCUGUCGAUGGACAAAAGAGUUGAGGCGAUCCGCAAUCUGAGGUGUUGUCUAAAAUGUCUGGGACGCGGCCAUAAAAGUCGGGAAUGCUUCAAGAAGCGAAAAUGUACUGAAAACGGCUGUAACAAAAGUCACCACACUCUCCUGCACGGUGCCCCAAAGAUCUUCGUGACCUUUGAACCAUCCGCAAAUGGGCCGGCAAAAAGCCCUUCCGUUCCCGUCGCUAGUGUUGGCACCACGAGCAUUGAAGACUUCGAUCAACACGUACUUCUCGCUGUCGUUCCAGUACAAAUCUCCAAUGGUGACAAAUUAGCUACUACAUACGCCCUAAUCGACAACGGUGCUGAAACAACUCUCAUCACGAAAACGGUUGCUGAAAUUUUGGGACUUGAAGGAAGUAGCGGCUCUUUCUGCAUUGGCACAUUCCACGGUGAAGACCCAUCGAUUCCAUCAAAGAAAGUGUCGUUUAACUUAUCUUCCGAGGAUGGCGCAUCUACGUUCAACGUGAAAUCAGCUUAUGUCGUUCCAGCUAUACGUUUAUCACGGCACAAGUUCGACUGGCCAUUACUGAAAGCGAAAUGGCAACAUCUUUCUGACUUAGAUCUACCAUCGGUAGAUCUAUCGCAAGUCGCCGUCCUAAUUGGUCGCAACGUACGCGGCGCACACACUAUCAUCGAAGAGCGUAUUGCUCCAGAUUCAGAUGGACCCGACGCAGUGCUUACUCCAUUUGGAUGGUGUGUGGCAGGGCCUAUUCCAACAUCAAGACCUUCCUCGGGACUUCCUCGUGUUAAUCUCAUCCAUACUGUAUCAGCUGAAUGUGAACUACGACAAAGCAUCGCUCGUCUUUGGGAAGACGACAUAUCAAGUAUCACGAGUCCUUACAAGGAACGCCUCAGCGAUACUGAUCAGUACGCGUUAAACAUUCUGAAGUCCACGAUCCGCCAUACGGGAGAACGUUAUGAAGUUGGAUUGAUGUGGAAGAACAACGACGUUACGUUACCCAACAAUUAUGCAGUCGUCAGUCGUCAAUUCCAAAUGUUAGAAGCUCGCUUCAUGCGAGAUUCGUGGUAUGCUGAAAAGUACCGCCAAGGCAUGGAAGACUACAUCUCGUCAGGAUACGCCAAACCCGUAUCAGCCAGUGAAAUCGGUACGCCAGGACGUACUUGGUACAUUCCACAUCACGGCGUCAUCUCACCCCGAAAGCCCGACAAAGUACGAAUCGUGUUCAACUGUUCGGCAACGUUCAAAGGAAAAUCGUUAAACAAUUCGUUGCUCAAAGGACCGGAUUUGUUGACAAGCCUAGUUGGAGUUUUGCUACGUUUUAGACAUUUCAAGUUCGCCGUCGCUGCCGACAUCAAAGCAAUGUAUCAUCAAGUUGCCGUACCAGAACUAGACCAGGACGCUUUACGUUUCUUUUACCGAAAACCUGGAUCCACCGAACCUGUCCUCGUAUACAAAAUGACCCGACACGUGUUUGGUGCCGUUUCAUCCCCCACGACGUGCAUCUUUGCCAUCCACCGUACUGCAGAAGACUUUCAAGAAAAGUAUCCGGACGUAGUGCGUGUACUAAAAGAAAACACUUAUGUCGACAACGUGCUAUAUUCUGCCGACAACGAAUUAGUUACGAGCAACCACAUUGUCCAUGUCAAACGCCUAUGUCAACUUGGGGGGUUUGAACUGAGGCAAAUCAUGUCCAACUCUCGUACCAUCCUUGCUCAACAAGAUCAAACAGCGCUGUCCGUACCACUGAAUUUAAAUUUCGACCAAUUACCAACUGAAGGAACGCUUGGACUAUUGCUGAACUGGGAAACCGAUGCCUUUGAAUUCAAAGUAUCGAUGGAUUCUCAACGCACAACCAUGCGGGAAGUGUUGAAAGUAUCAGCGUCCGUUUAUGAUCCGCUUGGUUUUUUGAGUCCCGUUCUCCUCCAAGCAAGAGUCAUCCUGCAAGACUGUUGGCGAGCGCAAAUUCAUUGGGACGACCCUCUACCCCUCAGCCUAGAAAAACGAUGGAAAAAUUGGCACUCCAGCCUGCAACAUUUGCAACAGCUUCAGAUUCCACGAAGUUUACGAGCCGAAGCAUCACCUCUCUCCGUUUCUUUGCACGUGUUUUCCGACGCGUCUGAACUAGGAUUCGGAGCAGCUGUCUACUAUCGAGCAGUUAAUCCAAACGGGAAGGUCAGCGUGCGUCUUGUGAUCGGCAAGGCUAGAGUUGCUCCAGUUCGACAAAUAUCCAUCCCCCGACUAGAACUGAAAGGUGCGGUGUUAGGCCUACAGCUGUCUUUAACCGUUGUGCACGAGCUACGACUGGACAAGGAAAUCGACGUAACAUUUUGGACCGAUUCUACGACUGUUUUACGAUGGAUCCACGCUAAAAGCUGUCGUUUCCACACAUUUGUAGCCCACCGGAUAACCGAAAUUCUAGAAUCGUCAAAAGCAACUCAGUGGCGACACAUACCAGGGGAGCUAAAUCCUGCUGAUGACGCAUCACGUGGAAUCCGCAUCGAGUCAUUAAACCAAAACCACCGUUGGUUUGCUGGACCACCGUUCCUACGUCAUCACCCGUGCAGUUGGCCGCUAACCGAAGGAUUUGAGGAACCUACUGAAAACGAUCCAGAAAUUGCACCCACAAAAUGGGCCGGCGUAAUACGUUCACCAGCAACCAGCCCAUUGUUCAACUACGCGAAAGGUGUUUCUUCAUGGGAUCGAUAUCUGCGGGUAAUCGGGUGGCUUGUCCGUUUUGUGAGAAUGUACUGUAAGCAUCCAGUACAGCAACCUAGCCCCAGAUAUCUCAGUGCAUCCGACCUCCUAGACGCAAAAUUAGUCGCCUUACGCCUCGACCAGCAAGCUUUCUUCAAAUUGGAAAUCAACGAGUUGUCGAGCGGAAAAGGCAUUCCAGCGUUAUCGAAGUUAAAUCAGCUUACACCAUUCAUCGACGAGUCUGGAUUGUUAAGAGUACGUGGACGUAUUGAGAAAGGAGCUUUCACUGAGCUUAUCAAACACCCGAUCAUCCUUCAUCACGCCAGCCCGAUCGCCCGAUUGCUGAUAAUUCACUGUCACAUCCGUGUCGGCCAUGAGCGCGUUGAGCGGACAAUCAGUGAGCUCAGACUGGAAUAUUACAUCCUUCGGUUCCGUCAAACCGUACAAAAGGUGCUUGCCCGUUGUCCAGACUGCCGCCUAAAGCACGCCAAACCGGAGCCGCCUCUGAUGUCUGCGCUACCUGCCAACCGACUGAUGUCACACUUACCCCCGUUCACUGUCACCGGAAUAGACUAUUUCGGCCCAAUCGACGUGGUAUUGAAUCGGCGCACCGCUAAGAGAUGGGGUGUCAUCUUUAUGUGCCUUACCACUCGCGCCGUACAUUUCGAAAUGGCAUGGACGCUCGACACCGACUCAUUUCUCCACUCCUUUUGGCGCUUCGCGAAUCGUCGAGGUUGCCCGUCCACCGUGUACAGUGACAACGGCACUAACCUAACCGCAGGUGAAAAAGAGCUACGAGACGCCAUGAAACAUCUGGAUUCAUCCUCCAUUGCCGAACGUCUCGCUCGAAAAUCCAUCCAUUGGAUAUUCAACCCACCCGCUGCUCCACACUUUGGCGGCAGCUGGGAACGACUUAUUCAAUCAGGCAAAUCCGCAUUACGAUCUGUAUUGAAUGGUCAAACGUUAACUGAUGAGACACUCUCAUCAGCCCUCGUAGCAGUUGAAAACAUGCUAAACGGUCGGCCUCUUACGCACGUCGCUGUCGACCCUCGUGAGCCGGAGCCACUCACCCCAAACCACUUUCUUCUCGGUCGAGCCAACGGAAAUCCUGUGCCGGAUAACUCAUCUCACCAUCCCGCUCCAUCCGCAAAGACCUGGCGUCAUACUCAAGCAAUCGCGAGUCAUUUUUGGCAGAGAUGGCUUCGAGAGUAUGUUCCUGAGUUAAUUGAGCGACGCAAGUGGCUCAAGAAUCGGCGAAACCUUGCAACUGGCGACUUAGUGUUAAUUGUAGACAACAAUUCACGUCGUGGCGACUGGCCAACCGGUCGAGUAAUAAAAGUCUUCCGUGGCAGCGAUGGUGUCGUCCGCUCCGCUCGUGUGCGUACGAAAGCCGGGGAACUCGAACGCCCUACUACUAAAUUGUGCCUGCUGGAAAUCGCAUCCGACGAAGGUGUUUUGUCCGAAACAGGGCCGGCUAUGUGA
Daphnia carinata is the source of this 6141-nucleotide messenger RNA. RefSeq lists its product as uncharacterized. The transcript has a single exon. Gene Ontology annotation, molecular function: nucleic acid binding. Bases 1 to 6141 code for a protein of 2046 amino acids. The record is from RefSeq and is a predicted model, not a curated record. NCBI's taxonomy places the organism in Eukaryota, Metazoa, Arthropoda, Branchiopoda, Diplostraca, Daphniidae. Gene Ontology annotation, biological process: DNA integration.